AUGACAACUCAGAAUGAUGGCUCUACGGGGAUACCUAAUAUUCAAAGCAUGAUAAAUUCUGAUGAUUCAAAGAAAUCAAAUUUUUGUUUGAAUGGGACAAACAGUCAGAGAAUUUCAUACUGUGCGCAGAAGAAUGCACAAAUAUACGACAAAACGAGUAUCGGAAGAGAUCAAAUAGACACAAACGGACAAAUGUACCCCAGAUAUUCAUCAUAUCCUUUAUCUCCGCUAUCAACUUUUACAAUUCCGAACUUUGAUAGUGAUCUUUCUGCCAGCUCACUUGCGCAUGGAUUAAGUGAGAUUAUCACCACAAAGAUCGAUGAAGCGGGAUUCGGUGAUGAUGCAAUCAGUUCAAUUGAUAAUCUCUUAGCGAUUGAUACACAACCGACGAAUGUAGCAACUCAGGUGACUUCAAAUAACUUAGGCUCGAUGCAAUCUUAUUCAGAUCUUCUGGAGUUUCUUCAAGGAGGUGAUUAUUAUAAGAGUCAAAGUGACGAUAGUUCCAUUAAAAAUACCCCUAACAUCGAUGAUUAUGUUCCUGGGGUGAAUGAUGCUUUUAUGCGUCAAAAAUUCUUACCGUCAUUUAUUUCGCAUCCUCCUUCCGUCGAAUCAUUUGAAUUCUGCGGUGAUCAUAAAAGAUAUUUGGAGUCGUUUUGCAAUGAUUUUUCGAGGGUGAUUACCCCAUUAACUGUAGCACCAGAUAAAAAUCCGGUCAGGGACAUUAUUUUAACUUAUGCGAAGAACAACAACUAUUUAUUGGCUGUUGUUCUCUCUUGCGGUGCACUGCAAUUGCACAGGAAAACACAUAUUGAGAAGGACAAGGCAGCGUAUGGUCUGUACCUUUGGAUUUGCAUCAAACUUUUAUCCACUGUUCUAUCGGACGAGAAAAAGAUUACAGAGAAGAUCGAACCAAUGAUUUUGACACUACUUCUACUGGCUUCGUAUACGGCUGUAUCCAAUAUUCAGAAAUGGAGGCCGCAUUUAAAGGCUGCAAAGGAGCUAUUAGCUGCAUAUGCACCUCGAAAAGAUUCCACUGGAUACUCAGAAAGCUCUUAUGUUUUAGCAUUUUGCAGAACAUGGUAUACAUCCAUUGAGGUGAUUGCAGGAUUAACGGCUUCCAAAGGUGGGACCAUCGAUAGUGAAACUGAGAUUGACUCCUUGAUUUUUGACUUGCCGGACAUGAGAUACUAUCUUCAACUCAUGAAUAUAUCGAGAAAGGAUGACUUUAACUUGUUCUAUGGUUACACAAACAGCCUUGCUGUUUCUCUUCAAAAGCUUGCCAAAUAUAUGCAGAGAAUUAAAAAAUAUAAGAAAUCAAUUAAAACACAUGUCACUUCUUCACCAAACAUUACUGUUGAAGAAUUGCAGAGCUUGAUGCAUAAUAUAUGGAAAAACCAAAAUUUCUUCAUUAUCAGCAAAAAUGGCAUUAUACCCAAAGAUCACUUUAUUCUUCCGGAGAAUUACAUCAGGGCCCCUCCCGGAUUUGAACCUCUCUCAUAUGAAGCUAUUGAAAAACUGGAACUGGUUGAUGGACGUACAGAGUAUAUAUCCUGGUAUGAUAUAUGCCAACAGUCGUAUGCUUGGACUGCAUUACUUCUUGUUUUCACACGAAUUCAAGAGCUUCCUCCAAAGCAUUACCUGGUGAAACAAACAGUUCAUAAGAUUCUAUCUUUGAUGAUCUUUCUUCAUGCAAAAAAGACUGUGACGGGUUAUGUGAUGAUGCUAUUACAGUGUUCCGUAUAUAUUACGGGUUUAAAUUGUACGGAUAUUUGCGAUAGACAAUUGGUUUUGAAGUUUUUUGAUAAUUUGAAUGUCAUGGGAAAUAUUUCUGCCAAGGUCAACAAGGCAAAACUGAUUCGUGUUUGGAAGAAAUAUGACAGCAAUGGUGGUAAAACAACAGUCGUAUGUGGAUCAGAUUCAGAUGAUGAUGAUAAUGAAAUACCCAAAGAUAUUAUUAGUUAUUGA
Molecule: messenger RNA, 1965 nt
Organism: Brettanomyces bruxellensis
Lineage: Eukaryota; Fungi; Ascomycota; Pichiomycetes; Pichiales; Pichiaceae
Exons: 1
Coding region: 1-1965 (654 amino acids)
Biological process (GO): positive regulation of transcription by RNA polymerase II
Cellular component (GO): nucleus
Molecular function (GO): DNA-binding transcription factor activity; transcription cis-regulatory region binding
Source: RefSeq, a predicted model, not a curated record